This is a messenger RNA of Alnus glutinosa, 930 nucleotides long. RefSeq names its product MYB-like transcription factor ODO1. Lineage: Eukaryota; Viridiplantae; Streptophyta; Magnoliopsida; Fagales; Betulaceae. The coding region runs from base 54 to 836 and encodes 260 amino acids. The record is from RefSeq and is a predicted model, not a curated record. The transcript is spliced from 2 exons.
GGGUUCUCCUAGAGUUGGUGGACUGGUGUGGCAAGUACUGGCUCUCUAAAGUGAUGGGGAGGCAACCUUGUUGUGACAAGCUUGGAGUGAAGAAAGGGCCAUGGACGGUUGAGGAAGACAAGAAAUUAGUCAAUUUCAUCCUCACCCAUGGCCAAUGUUGCUGGCGUGCCGUGCCGAAGCUUGCAGGGCUCAGGCGCUGCGGCAAGAGUUGUCGUCUCCGUUGGACUAAUUACCUGAGGCCGGACUUGAAGCGCGGCCUUCUUACAGAAGCUGAGGAACAACUUGUUAUUGAUCUUCACGCCCGUCUUGGCAAUAGGUGGUCGAAAAUUGCAGCAAGAUUGCCAGGAAGAACCGACAACGAGAUCAAGAAUCAUUGGAACACCCACAUCAAGAAAAAGCUGAUUAAGAUGGGUAUUGAUCCACUUACGCAUGAACCUCUCCUUAAAGAAGCCACCACCCCACAACACGAUCUCGAAGUCAAUCAUGAGGAUGAGUCACAAAAAGCAGUAUGUAGUAGCCAUGUCUCCUCCAGUGUCCCAACUGAAAAUUCUUCGACGACCGACGAAUCUCGGUCGUCGUCGGACCCCGGCGAUGACGACCCAUUAAUGAGUUACAUAUGGUCGGAGACGAUAUUUCUUGACGAUUCAUUCUGGAAUUCCCCGGCCACCAGUGGAAGCGGAAGCUGCUACAGUAAUCUUGGAUUGCCGUCACCUGAAGAUAACUCCGAAUGGUUGUUGGAUUACAGGAAGGAUUUUGGAGACGAGGACUUUGGGGUUGGUAGUUUCAGUGACAUGGACAUGAUCAUGAACUCUGUAGACAUCGGUAGCACGCUCUGACAAGACCAAAAAGUGCCAAUUAAGCUUCCAAUUAUGUUCUCCAAUAAUCUGGUUUAGUUUAUUUUAAUUAAUGACAUAAUUAAUUACAACCUUA